This is a messenger RNA of Fusarium subglutinans, 861 nucleotides long. RefSeq names its product e3 ubiquitin ligase Zswim2. Gene Ontology annotation, molecular function: ubiquitin protein ligase activity; zinc ion binding. Bases 1 to 861 code for a protein of 286 amino acids. The record is from RefSeq and is a predicted model, not a curated record. Lineage: Eukaryota; Fungi; Ascomycota; Sordariomycetes; Hypocreales; Nectriaceae. The transcript is spliced from 3 exons.
AUGAAGCGCAAAGCCUAUGAAAUCACAGAAGAAGAUGUAUCGUACCAAGCUGAGAAGGAGAGAAAGGUGAAUAAACCCAAAGUCACAAAUGAGGAAAAGCGACUUCGCAGGUUCAGACCCAAGCCACCUCAGUCUUUCCAUGAGAUCUACGACCGGGCUCUUUCUCAGCGCUUUUACGUGCUUAAUCGCGUCAGAGGAGGAACUCAAGAUUGCCCCGAGGAGGAUGUUGAGAUGACAGGAUCGACUGGAAACAUCUACACUGUUCAUGUUGGAAAACAGCCGCGAUGUACUUGCCCUCAUCAUGAGAAGGGUCAUCAGUGCAAGCAUAUCCUCUACGUCAUGAAACAAGUUCUGAACGCGCCUUUUGAUCUUGUCUACCAGCUCGCGCUUCUGAGUACUGAACUUCAAACCAUCUUUGCCUCAGCGCCUCCCAUUUCCGCACCCGGACAAGCAGAGUCCGACAAGCGCAAGCCCAUCGAUGGCGAUUGUCCCAUCUGCUACUGUGAGCUUGAUGAGAAGAACCAAGAGUCUAUCGUUUGGUGCGCUGCCGCCUGUGGUCAGAACAUUCACGAGGAGUGUUUCAGAAUGUGGGCGCAGACAAAGGCUGGCGGGAAAGUGACUUGCCCCAUGUGUCGCAGUGCCUGGAAGGGUGAUGAGAAGCUUGUUGCGCGCGUCCAGAAGGAUAAAGGCGCUGUGGAGGAGGGGUAUGUCAAUAUUGCGGACCAGCUUGGCAUGAGUCGAGCUAUUCACGAUGGUAUGGAAUCCAUCAGAGACGUCGAGACCCAAACUGGGAGGGUAACAGUUCUUGGCAUGGAGGGUGGUGAAGACCGUAGUUGUGCGGUACAGACGCGAAACGAGUAG